CGGGUUUUAUCGAUGCAGUGCCUUGGAUCGCCGGGAUAAGUUGUUGUAUCCGGCUUUCAAUGUGAAUAUCGAGAAUGGGGAGUUCUUCUUCGCUUCCCAAGUUUCGGAGUCUGAACAAUGCUUGCUAGAUGACGAUGACGGCAACGUGUUCUUCAACUUCGAGAACGAACAGCGCGCUCGCCAAGCGGGUGCUGGAGGUGGAGAGCCGAUCCGCUACAUCAUCGAGG
This is a messenger RNA of Amoebophrya sp. A25, 227 nucleotides long. The record is from the annotation of a GenBank genome assembly. Lineage: Eukaryota; Dinophyceae; Syndiniales; Amoebophryaceae.